Molecule: messenger RNA, 933 nt
Organism: Penicillium verhagenii
Lineage: Eukaryota; Fungi; Ascomycota; Eurotiomycetes; Eurotiales; Aspergillaceae
Exons: 3
Coding region: 1-933 (310 amino acids)
Molecular function (GO): protein binding
Source: RefSeq, a predicted model, not a curated record
AUGGGCGUGAAAAGAAGAAUUCAAGAUUUCAUAUCUUCCCUCUUCGACUAUGAAGAUGGGCCAGGGCCAGCCAAAAGAACAGCAACUGGCGUUGAAGAACCCCCAAAAGAUGAACCUGUCACCCAAGAUCUGCCCAAGAUGGGUAUAGAAUCAGCAAACCAAGCCUUGAAUACUAUGGAGAUUCUGGAAAUGAUUCUGGUUCAAACGGAUAUGCGCACGCUUCUCGUAUCUGCGCAACGAGUCUGUCACAAAUGGGCGGACUUGAUCGCCCAUUCACCCUCAAUCCAAAAGACCUUGUUCUUUACCCCCAUCCAAGAGUCAGAGUGGGGAACUGGAAUACAAAUAUUCAACCCGAUCUUGACAAAGACGAUUAACUCGUCUUUUCCCUUCAAUAAUGAACCGGACAAUUGGCAAGACUUCAGACUUUCUGCCUUUAUGAUGACCAAAGAUCACUCGGGCGUGGCUGCAUUCACACGGAAAAAUGCUAGCUGGCGUAAGAUGCUUGUCCAACAGCCUCCUACCCCGGGUAUUGGUAUUCUGGACACUGCUAGCAGCAGGGGCGGCACUUCGGCUAGAUUCAGCCACAUCUUGGCGGACCAAGAGAUGGAAGAAUCUGGUCAAAACUGGCUGCUAGACGGUAAUAAGAGGAUCAGCAAUGAGUUCUCUCGGAUGCUAGACGAGUUCGGUUUGAUCUUGCAUAUAUCUAGGAUCAUACAGUGUGUUAGGGGCGCCCGCGUUCAUCCGACUCAUGAAGAUUCUCUCCAAAGACAGGCUCUCCAGGAUUAUGUGAAACAAGGCUUUAAUCUUUGUAACACGGGGAAGAAGAUAGAAGAGUCGUUGUCUAAACACACCAUUAUUCGUGCACCAAGAUGGGAGCAAGACAGUGAAGAGGACGAGGACGAGGACGAUGAUGAUGACGGUGUUCGAAAGUGA